This is a messenger RNA of Macroventuria anomochaeta, 1749 nucleotides long. Its product is annotated as replication factor-a protein. Lineage: Eukaryota; Fungi; Ascomycota; Dothideomycetes; Pleosporales; Didymellaceae. The record is from RefSeq and is a predicted model, not a curated record. The coding region runs from base 1 to 1749 and encodes 582 amino acids. Gene Ontology annotation, cellular component: nucleus. Gene Ontology annotation, biological process: DNA replication; DNA repair; DNA recombination. Gene Ontology annotation, molecular function: DNA binding. The transcript has 4 exons.
AUGGAGCCCAAGGCAGGCGAGGCAAACCCAGUGCAACGCUUCCGUGUCGUACUAAGUGACAUCCGCAAUUUCAUCCAGACGAUGAUUGCGACCACUGCGAACGAGAUCGUCACAUCAGGCAAGCUCAAGAAGGGAUCGAUAGUUCGACUGCUGAAGUACAACCCUCAGCAGGUCAAGGACAAGAACAUCCUGAUUAUCAUGGAGCUUGAUGUCCUCUCAGAGUAUGGCGAACUCGACAAGAUCGGCCAGCCCGAAGCACUGGACACGAAGUCCAAACAGCAGCCUGCUGCCAUCUCAGGCAAUAACUUCUAUGGCAACAAGCCUGCUCCUGCGCCCCAGCAACAGCAACAGCAAAGGUCGCUUCCUGUACACCAGAGCAACCCGAGCACAUCCACACACCCACAUCUAUACCCGAUCGAGUCUCUUUCGCCAUAUGCGCACAAGUGGACUAUCCGAGCUCGGUGCACACACAAGGGCGAAAUGAAGGAGUGGCAUAACGCAAAGGGCACCGGCAAGCUUUUUAGUGUGAACCUGCUGGACGACACUGGCGAGAUCCGUGCGACAGCCUUCACUGAAGUCGCUGAAAGACUGUACCCAAUCUUCGAGGAAGGUGUGGUGUACUACAUCUCCGCACCUUGCCGAGUCACACUUGCGAAGAAGCAAUUUUCAAAUCUGCCAAACGAUUACGAGCUCCAGUUCGAGCGCGACACUGAAGUUGAGAAGGCAGAAGACCAGGACAACAAGCCCCAGAUUCGUUUCAAUUUCACUAAAAUUGGUGAUCUCAACUCUGUCGAGAAGGACACGACCAUCGACACCAUUGGUGUGCUAAAGGAGGUUGGCGAGGUGGCCACGAUCACAUCGAAGAACACCAACAAGGACUUUUCCAAGCGAGAAUUGACACUGGCUGAUGACAGUCAAACAUCAGUGCGACUUACCAUCUGGGGCAAGACAGCAGAGAGUUUUGAGGCACCACUUGAGUCGAUCGUGGCGUUCAAGGGUGUUAAGGUCUCUGACUUUGGUGGCCGGAGUCUGAGUCUUCUGAGCUCUGGCUCAAUGAUGCUUGAUCCUGAUAUCGAUGAGGCACACAAGCUGCGAGGAUGGUUCAAUGCCGUCGGUCAGAACACCACCUUCUCCACGCAUCAAAACAUGGCACCAGCCUCUGGCGGCUCGAAGAACGACAACAAGAUCAUCUCCCAGAUCGUCGAAGAGGAGAGUUACCUCCAAGACACACCAACCUACAUAAGUCUACGAGCUUCCGUCGUGUAUGUCAAGAACACAACUGUCGCAUACCCAGCAUGCUCGACACCAGGUUGCAACAAGAAAGUCAUCGAGGAGAACCCAGGUUCGUGGUGGUGUGAGAAGUGUCAGACAUCGUUUCCUGAGCCGACAUACCGCUACGUGCUUAGCGUCAACGUUGCAGAUCACACCGGCACUCUCUGGCUGAGCUGCUUCGACGAGGCUGGACAGAUAAUCGUCGGAAUGUCUGCCAACGAAGCGAUGAAGAUCAAAGAGGCAGACGAAGAGAGCAACACCACAGGGAACUUCCUGAACAUCAUGCAAGAUGCUACCUGCAAGACCUUCAACUUCAGAGUCCGGGCGAAGAUGGAGACGUACCAGGACCAGCCUAAGCCUCGCUACCAGGUGUUGAACAUCUACCCUCUCAACUACGCGCAAGAGGCUAACAAGCUUGCACAACUUAUCAAGCAAUACGACAUGGACGACAACAGUAACAGUCUGUUUGUGAACUAG